AUGGGUAGAGCAACUAUAAAAUCAGGCACAAUAAACUUGUUGAAUACUAUAGUGGGAGCCGGGAUCCUUGCCAUGCCAUUUGGGCUCAAGGCUAACGGUCUACUCUUUGGAUGUAUCCUUAUCGUAUGGUCGAGUUUAACAUCAGCAUUUGGAUUAUAUUUACAAAAUAAAGUGGCCAAGUAUACCGAUCAAAGAGGAGCAGUUUCAUACUUCAGUUUGGCUCAGUUGACAUACCCGAAAUUAUCAAUUGUAUUUGAUUCAGCCAUAUCCAUUAAAUGUUUUGGUGUUGGUGUUUCAUAUCUUGUGGUUAUCGGAGAUUUAAUGCCGAAAAUCAUGGAAUCAGCUAAAGUGAAACCCGAAUCGAUCUUAAUGGCGAGAAAUUUCUGGAUUUCCGUGUUUAUGGUGAUUAUUGUUCCUUUGUCGUACCUUAAGAAACUUGACAGUUUAAAGUAUGCCUCGUUUCUUGCCUUGUUUUCCGUGGUUUACUUGAUUUGUUUAGUGUUGGAACAUUACUUUGUGCGUGAUGUUGACGUACCGGGAAAGCACAUCGAUUACUUUGGUCCAAUUUCCUUGACUUCCACAUUAUCAUCAUUCCCCAUUUUUGUGUUUGCAUACACCUGUCAUCAGAAUAUGUUUGCCAUUAUCAACGAAUUGAAACCUUGCGAAAAGGACGGAUCUCAAACAAGACAAUCCAACAUCAUUAUCAGAAAUUCGAUUUGUACUGCAUUAGUAUCAUAUUUGAUUGUGGGGAUAUUCGGGUACCUCACAUUUGGAAAUACCGUGAAUGGGAACAUUAUCACAUUGUACCCUAAAAGCUCCAUUUCGUCCUUGAUUGGAAGAUUAUGUAUUGUUCUUAUGGUUAGUUUAUCAUUCCCAUUGCAGUGUCACCCAUGUAGAGGAUCCAUGAAUCAUGUAUACCAUUUCAUCACCCAAGGUGUGGCCGAGUACAAGGUAAGAAAAGCCGAUCGACAAAAUGAACGUGAGGGAUACACUACCCUUACAUCAGACAUUGAAUCAAUGAAUGAUUCUGAAUCAGCUCAAAAUGAAUCGUUUGUGUCAACUACGCCCAUGGAAGGUGCUCAAGAUACUGACGGACACGAUCCAAUAAUUGUCCCACUCACAUCGAAAAGAUUCUAUAUAAUAACUACUAUAAUUGUGAUGUUGUCAUAUUUGGUGGCCAUUACAGUAACGUCAUUAGCCCAUGUUCUUGCAUUUGUUGGAUCUACCGGUUCAACUUCCAUUUCAUUCAUCCUUCCCGGUUUAUUUGGGUUCUUGUUGAUUAAACCAUUGGGAGAUGCUACUAAAUUGGAUACAUUGGAGAAGUUUUGUAAAUAUGGUGGGUUGGCGUUGAGUAUUUGGGGUGUAUUGGUUAUGUUUGUAUGUUUGGGAGCUACGAUAUUCCUCGGGGCCACUCAUUAA
Messenger RNA from Spathaspora passalidarum NRRL Y-27907, 1419 nucleotides. Its product is annotated as aspartate/glutamate transporter. Gene Ontology annotation, molecular function: L-serine transmembrane transporter activity; L-arginine transmembrane transporter activity; L-glutamate transmembrane transporter activity. The transcript has a single exon. Gene Ontology annotation, biological process: amino acid transmembrane transport. Gene Ontology annotation, cellular component: fungal-type vacuole membrane. The coding region runs from base 1 to 1419 and encodes 472 amino acids. Lineage: Eukaryota; Fungi; Ascomycota; Pichiomycetes; Serinales; Debaryomycetaceae. The record is from RefSeq and is a predicted model, not a curated record.